Drosophila rhopaloa is the source of this 1640-nucleotide messenger RNA. RefSeq names its product putative tRNA pseudouridine synthase Pus10 (gene Pus10). The record is from RefSeq and is a predicted model, not a curated record. The coding region runs from base 1 to 1596 and encodes 531 amino acids. Gene Ontology annotation, biological process: tRNA pseudouridine synthesis. Gene Ontology annotation, molecular function: pseudouridine synthase activity; RNA binding. NCBI's taxonomy places the organism in Eukaryota, Metazoa, Arthropoda, Insecta, Diptera, Drosophilidae. The transcript is spliced from 2 exons.
AUGGUGUUGGUUAGCGCGCGAACCGCUCUGCACGUUUUGUUUAUAAAAAUAAUUGUUUUUAUAAAAAAAAACAUGAAAAACCAGGAUUUGGUGGACUACUUAAGGUCCUGCGGUGUAUGCGGGGUUUGCCAGCUACGUUACCUGAAGGCCAGGGGCUCGGAGUACAAGGAUGUUAAGGAAACUCUGCGAAAGUUGGAUGUAGAAGUGAAUGAAAUUGUGGAAAAUGGAGAGGCUGCAAUAUCCCCCGAAGAUCGACCUGCUAAGAAAGCCCGCCGAGGCAUUUGUUCUACGUGCCUGGGCUUAUUCUCAGAAGACUUUCAGAUGGAGCUCCUGGCUGGUAUUUUGGCUUCGGACUUUGCCAAAUACGACUGCCAGAAAAUAGUUUUGGCCAUUUGCUUGCCCAUGUCCCUGCAGUUAAAGCAGUUGGCCAUGUGGUUUGCCUUGCAGAGGAAAUUUGGAGCAGCUGUAGACGGUAAUAAUCCCCCAGAUGUGCCCAUUAAAGAGGCUGUAAAGCUGAUCCUUCACCCAAUAAUCUGUGAAAAGUUGUCUAAGGAGUACGAUGCCAACGGUCUGAUGAUAAAUAUAGACCUCACUCACAAACUGGAGGACGAGGAGGUGGAGAAACUGGUGAAAUUAAACAAGGAUGCCUUUCCCGCCAAGGCUGCGUAUCAGAAAAGGAUUGAAAUCUCGAGAGGUUUGCUGGAGAAGCAAUAUCAACCCUCCAAAGUGAAGGCGGAAACCUUUGAGAAAUAUUUCGAGAUACCUUGCUCGACCGUGGAGGAACCUCUGAAGCUAACUUCCAUAGAUCUGCAAGGCCCCUUGGUAUGUGUGGCUGGCAGAUAUCGAAAGUUGAGCAGGGAACUUUCGCACACUCCCUGGGUUAUGAAUGGCCAAAGACUAAUGGAGGACAGUAUUGAGGAAAUAAUCAUCAGACAUGUGGGUCCCCAUUUCACAGAAAGGCUGGACAAAAUCACCUUUAUGUCGAGUGGCAGAGAGGAUGUGGAUGUCCGAUGUCUGGGAAAGGGCAGGCCUUUUGUUUUGGAAAUACCAAAUGCGAUAAGAAGCUGUUUAAGCAAAGAGAAGGCCUACAAGAUGGAACAGGCUGUGGAUACAUCUGGAAAAGUGUCCGUACUUAAUUUACAAGUCGUGGCUAGAGAAGAUUUAACCCAGAUAAAGACUGGGGAAGAACAGAAAAAGAAAUUCUAUCGCGCUCUUUGCGCUUUAAAAGAACCUGUUUCGGUAGAGAUCUUGAGUAAACUGCAAAUUCCACAGAGCUUUGAUAUACAGCAAAAGACCCCUAUAAGAGUGCUUCAUCGUCGUCCUUUGCACACGCGUCCUAGAACGAUUUACAGUGUCAAGGCAAAAGUGCAACGUGGGAACCCCAAAGCUCUGGUCAUCGAUAUUGUCACCCAAGCGGGAACUUAUAUAAAGGAGCUAGUUCAUGGAGAGUUUGGCAGAACCACGCCGUCAUUGUCCUCGAUCCUAGGCAAACACAUCGAUAUACAAGCUCUGGAUGUGGUAGGAAUCGAUUUGGAAUGGCCACCAGAGGUAGACAAUUCAACACCUACAGAGGAAGGAGCUACAAAUAUAAGAUAAAUCAUAUUUAAGUGACUUUUAAAUAAAGAUUUGUAAGAAAUUAA